CGCAUCAGACGGCAGAGCAUGUGCAGCGCGUGUGGCGGUUUAAUAGCGUAAAGAGUCGAAUGCAGGGCUUAAUGAGCGGGAUUUGGGAAUGUGCCACCUUCACAGAACGGGUUUGUAGCAGGCUGGAACUACUGUAAUGCAGAAUGCCUCGGUGUGUUUUCGAGAAAGCACUUGUGAACGGAGGGAAAGUAGAAACCACCACAACGUGAGGAACCAAACAAGAGAAAUUUCCCGAACUUCAUAUUGUCGAGCUCAAAAAGCCUCAAGACGGACGGCGAAAAGGAGCAAAGAGGGAGACACCGGGGGGGCAUGAAGGAACGGGACUUCAUGCCUAACAUGGAACGAGGCAAACCUGCCACAUACACGGGGGACAAAAAGGCAAAAAUGGCCGCUAAGACCAACAAGAAGUGGGUAAGACUAGCUACAGUUUUCGCAUACGUUCUGUCCGUGUCCUUGGCUGCCAUAAUCCUGGCUAUUUACUACAGUCUGAUAUGGAAGCCAACGUCAGCAUCGCCGUCGUCUAGACGGCCAGAUAUUACAGCCACGGUCUCUACUACCUCCAUGAUCUCCAGUCUUAUCAAUAGCACGGAUGCUCUCUUAGAUACCAGCAAUACGAAUAAUUCAGCUGCAGAGCCGUUCGCAACCACAGAUGCUGCAGAGGGAGCAUACACUGGGGUGGACAGCAGUGGGAAAAGCUCCAGUGACCUCCCUGGAGGCUCUGCAUCUAGAACAACAAAUACUGACCCCAGCAUUACUGUAGAGCCAAGCCGUGCACCUGAAGAGGACAGAGUAAGCGAGUUGCCCGGGAGGCAAGGGGUCACUGACUUUGUGCAGGACAGGUAUGACAGCUCUGGGGACGACUCAGCAGCGGAGAACCAACCAGUGGAGCUGACCCGCACACACAGGCCACCCAGCUGGGACCCUGCUUCCUCCAGCGAGAGCUCAUCGGAGUGGACGACCGGUCCGACCCCAUGGAGAGCCUUCUUGGAAAGGCCGGACGCUUCCCUCUUCACGCCUGUCGAGCUGGAUUUGGCUGAGGGUUCUUCUCCGCUGCAAGACGAGAUGGUUCCUAAGGACGCAGAGGAUUCCACAUUCACGUUUGCUCCAGGUCGCACAUGAUUAUUCACCAACUAGUACAAUGACUUAUAUGUGAGAGCUAAUAUGGGAGUUAGUGAGGAACUGCUUUAAUUUGACCACCUUUUUCUGUCAGGAUGGAAGCAAUGUCAGUCGUCCUGAUCUUGAAAAAGCUUGGUCAAAGCUAUAUGAGUUUUAUAUCCAGCAUCCUUCACUGAAAGCUCUCAGACAAUCCACUCAGAGGAAAGACAGCCCUAAGACAGUAUGAGAAAAGACAGUCAUCAAGACUAUUGAAGGAAUAUGAGCCAUUGACUUUGGACAAGCUGGACAGAAACAUUUUCCAGUAGCGUGUAUGUGUUUCCAUACUGGAUCAAAUUUUAAACAGGAACUAAGGUAGAAACAC
Molecule: messenger RNA, 1477 nt
Organism: Colossoma macropomum (tambaqui)
Lineage: Eukaryota; Metazoa; Chordata; Actinopteri; Characiformes; Serrasalmidae
Exons: 1
Coding region: 310-1119 (269 amino acids)
Source: RefSeq, a predicted model, not a curated record